AAUAUCUAUGAUUCGUAAAUACCUUUCAGUCCAAUCGCGCCAAAGUGGUAUUAUAUCUAGGUGUCAGGCUUGAUGAUGGAAGCUGAAAGAAAACGACAAAGCAGACGACGUCUGCCUAGACAAAAAUCCUUUACAGAUGCAUUGAAGGAAAAAUAUUGCACACCAGAAAUCGACUCCUGCAACUCAGGUGGUUUUAUGGUUGACAUUGUCUAUCACGGGAAACCAAAGACAAACGGGUCAGAUGCAGAGCUGGCCUACUUGAGAAACGUGGUGCUAUGUGAUCGAUACGUGUCUAUGGCUGGUAUCCCUAGCACUGGCCUAAGGUCUCUCUGUCCCAAUGUCAAUGAACUUGACCUUUCUGGAAAUCUGCUGGACGAUUGGAGUGAAGUUCUCAACAUUAUGUCACAUUUACCAUUCCUGAAAUUUGUAAAUUUGAGCCGAAAUCAACUUGUUAACAAAAAGAAUUGCUUACAGACUUGGGAGACCCCAUUUACCAUGGUAGAGAGUUUGGUUCUUAAUGAAACUAAUGUUUCUUGGGAUGAAGUGAUGACAAUGGCAAAUUACCUACCAAGUUUAAAGGAACUGCACAUCUGUAAAAAUGGGUAUACAAAGCUCUCUUCCUCCAACCUGAAAGUAUUGGAAAAAGUGAAAUACCUAAAGAUGAACUAUAACGAAAUUCAGAGCUGGGAGGAAGUCUGGAAGCUUCGAUAUCUGCCAGAGCUAGAUACACUAAUAUUAUCAGGAAAUCCUCUAGAGGAUGUGGUUUACAAACUUCUUGAUGACCAGGAUCAUGUUUCUAUGGAAACAAAUAAUCAGGAUGCAGUCAACAAAGACACCCUGCCGGAAAAAGAUGUGGAAAAAGAUGAAAAUGGUAACAAAAGUCCUGAUCAGCAGGUCAAAGACAUUGUAGACCUGAUUAUCACAGGGGCACUCUCAGAAAUUGGACAGGCAGAGGUUGUCAAAUCAGAAAUUGCUCAACAGAAUAAUAAUAUGGACAUUCACUCAGAUGAGGGCAGGAAUGUAGAAAAUGUUUCAGAGAAUGACAAGGGGACAGAAGAUGUUCCAGAGAAUGACAAGGGGACAGAUGUUCCAGAGAAUGACAAGGGGACAGAAGAUGUUCUAGAGAAUGACAAGGGGACAGAAGAUGUUCCAGAGAAUGACAAGGGGACAGAAGAUGUUCCAGAGAAUGACAAGGGGACAGAAGAUGUUCCAGAGAAUGACAAGGGGACAGAGAAUGACACAGACAAUGAUAAGACUACAGAAAAUGGUUCUGAAAAUGGUACUGAAAAUGACAGGGGGAUAGAAAAUGGUACUGACAAUAACAUCAAUAUUGAUGAGAGGAAAGACAACCAUUGUGGUCUUUGCAUCAAUGAAAACAAAGCUGCUAGCAUGUUUUAUUUGGAACCAAAAGAAGAUCUCAGUGAUGGCAGUUCAACUCUUAGAAAUGACAAAGACAGACAAGCUUUCAGAAAACUGAAAAGUUUGUGUGUCAGCGAUACUUGUAUUGCUAGCUGGGAACACCUGCAGGCUCUCAGCAUGUUUCCAGCCCUGGAGUCUCUCAGGAUUCAGGAUAUUCAACUGCUGGCAGAAGUUGGUGAAGAUGACCGAAGGAAGCUCAAGAUUGCAAGUCUGCCAAAUAUUAAGAUCUUGAAUGGUAGUGAAGUGUCACCUACAGAGAGGGAGAAAGCAGAAAGAUACUACAUCCGAUAUUUCAUGGAUCAGGAAAAGCAACCAGAGAGAUACUAUGAGCUGGAAGCAAAACACGGUAAAUUGAAGCCUAUUGUCGAUAUAGACAUUUCCCGUGGGUUUAAAGAAGAAGCAACGUUGACUUUCAUCUUCAAUGGAGUGUCAUUGGGUGAGAAAACAUUCAAGGUCAAGGCGCUUGUGAAAGAGUUACAGCGUUUCCUGUUAAAGACCCUCGGUACAAGAUGCUUUAAAAUGUUUCAUUAUGGCUGUGGACCAAACCAUCCACAUGGGGAGGAAGUACUGUUUCAGGAGCUUCAGUCAGAGUUGCUGCAAAUCAGCCGGUAUGAUAUUCUGGACGGGGAUGAAAUCCACGUCAGUGUUGAUGUGGAUGAUGACUGUAAGAGAUGGACUCCUCGCAAAUUUUAAAUUUUCACAUCUAUCCAGCAGUGACUCCAUGAUUUGUUAUAAGCCUACAAGGAUUUAUUUCUGUUAAGUAGAACUCAUGAUAUUUUAUAAGCUCCUCCCCUCUACCAACUUAACUUGGAUUUUUGAGUAAGAGGUUUUUGUUUUUUAGUAAGCCCACCCCUUGAUUUAGAGUCAUUGAAUUAGAAUAAGUGGUAGUGUGUGUUGGCUGAUUGUUCUGUACUGAGCAGUCCCAACCAUCAUUGAUUAGAAUCAGUGGUAGUGUGUGUUGGCUCCCUUCAGCUAAUUGUUGGAUAGAUAUGAUUCGUACUGUUUCAGAUAAAUCUGUGAUGAGUAGAGACAUUGUUAUAUGUAACAUACUGCUGUGUUCCUGGGGAUUUUUCAAGGGACUUACUUUUUCUUUUAUUAACACUCAAAAUGUGAGAAUUAAAAAUCCACAGAUUGAAAAUUUCGUAAUAUUGAAAUAUAAGGAUUUUAAUUUUCACUUUAUUUAGUAGUUGAAGUACAGAUUAUCUCCCCUACACACCGGUAGAAUUGGGUUGUGUUUUAUCUUAGAAACUACCCUGUAACAGUGCUAACCUGAUGUAUGCUACCUUAAACACAGUGCUUGUUAUAUGUAUAAAGAUGCAUGUUGGGUGACUUUCCUAUGUAUUUCUAUAGGAUUUCGUAGUUGAGAACACAUUUCAGAAUGGUGCAACAUUAAAUUAGGAUUAUAUAGUAAAUGUAAAACAUCAGUGUAAAAUAUUUUUAAUAGCUGUUUCCAGCAAAGAACUGGCAAACUGGUUUUUUUUGGGCAUAUGUGUAUAAAGAUCUGGUCGAUUUUUCUGUAAGCAAGACGUUUGAAUAACAUUUGGAACCACUUAUGAUGAGAUCUUAUAUUUCCAUUGAAUGAAAGGUGAAGUAACAUUGCUGGUACCGAUGAGAUUGGAAAUUUGGGAUACAUUUUUAUGUCUAAAUUCAUUCUCUUACACUGAGUGAUAAAAAUCAUUUGUGACCCGAUAUAAGUUUUCCAAGUUGGAAGUCUUCAUGGCAUAUAUUUUACUGUUUUCAUCACGCACAGACAGGGACGAACUUGGAUCAUUCCAGUGAAGUAAAUGGAGAAAAUGUUCCGAUUUAAUUUUUUUUAGUUACUUUGUACUAUUAUGAAAAUCAAACGUACUUAGGUUAUAAGUUUCCAAAACCUGGUCAAAUAUCAAGGCCAUAGUGGUUUACUACUGACCUCAAGACUGUGUUUUAUUGUAGGGAAAUCUGUUUGUUGUGAUAUCUUAUUGUUAAUAUUGUUUGUGAUUCCCACAUAAAUGUGUAAAUCUAAUGUAUUUAUUGAUAAUCAGAGAUUUAUUUCUACCGUGCAAAUAAAUGACAAUUGUAUAUAAGAUGAUGUAUAUUGAAAUUAAGUAGAAAUAUAACCUAACACUAUCUCACCUCACAAGUAAUUAACAUAGAUUUAAAAAUCGUUUGAAAAUUUAGUGCUUGAGUCAUUUUACAUACCAUGGUAAUUCAUAUCAAAAUUAUUUUUUUCUCUUUUUAUUAAGAUAAAAAUUUCAGAAUAUGAAAUCAAAGUGCUUUGAAAUUUUAGAUGAGAUAUAUAUGCUGGCUGAACUGUUGUACCAUUAUUCUGUGAUCAGAUGAAACAUUGAUUAUGUGUUUAGAGUUCUCUCCCUUAGUGAUAUUUAUGGUACCCCAUCACAUGAAACAUUAAUCCUGUGUAGAGUUCUCUCCCUUAGUGAUAAUUAUUGUGCCCCAUCACAUGAAACAUUAAUCCUGUGUAGAGUUCUCUCCCUUAGUGAUAUUAUUGUUCCCGGUUACAUGAAACAUCAUUCUUAUGUUUUGAUGGAGUUUUCCUUUCCAGAACAGUUUAGUGGUAAAAUUGCUGUUUAUAUGCAUUGCACCAUUAUAUCAACACUAAAGUGCAAUUACAAUUUAUAUACACUGUAACUGUGAUAUAUAAUUUCCAUAUCUCCUUUUGUUUGUCAAAUUGUAUGCAUCUGUCUCUUAAAAGAAUGUUAUUCUGCCUCGAAGAUUUUUACCAGAUUACGAGGUUGUGAGGUCUUUGGUUUCAUUUCUUUUACUAAAUCAUCUGUUUUGAUGUGGAUUUGUUAAGACAGUUUUCCAACAUUGAAAACUAAAAAAAAACCCAAAAUAUUUCGUAUAAAUUAACCAAUCAUGUCCCAUGUAACAAACUUGUAUGUUGCUUAAACAUAGAUGUAGAUGCUGUAAUAUUCUAUAUAUCUGUUGUUGUCAGUAGCUUUUAAAUCCAUACUUGUAUAACAUUGAUGUUUGAAGAUUCUGUUUAUAUAAUUUACAUCGUACAUUCAUGCUCAUGUCAUGCUAUAUUCAUUAAGAUGUGUUUUCUGUUUCAUCAAAAUCUUAAAUUUAUAUCAAAGGGAUGUUUGAUAUGCAGAAGGUAACAAAUUGACUGUUGUUUUUCCAAUGUUUAAUCCCAACUUUGAAAAUAAAAAAAAAUAGAAUUACUUUAAUAUUACAACCUUUACUAUACAUGACAUGGUCACGGAUGAAUGAUGCUGUGUACUAUUUUGGUAACCCUUAUUCAGUAGAAAUAAUGGCCCUCCAAUUCUAUUUGAUCUUCAGGUUUUUAUCUCAUAAGGCAUGUUGUUUUGCUGUGCAGGCAAAUGUGUGGUGUUUUAUUGAUGACGUCAUGUUAGUGGUUUUAUAAAUGUCAUAACAGGUGCCAUUUGUUUACAUGGCAGAGCAGACUAGCGAUGUGAUAACAGUGCAUUGUGAUAAAUGAAAAUGAAGUGGAGAUUGUAUCAUUAAAAUGCUGUAUCUCCUUUGAAUAAAUGACGAGAAUUAUA
This is a messenger RNA of Ylistrum balloti, 4922 nucleotides long. RefSeq names its product tubulin-specific chaperone cofactor E-like protein. Lineage: Eukaryota; Metazoa; Mollusca; Bivalvia; Pectinida; Pectinidae. The transcript has 9 exons. Gene Ontology annotation, biological process: protein folding. Gene Ontology annotation, molecular function: alpha-tubulin binding. The coding region runs from base 73 to 2112 and encodes 679 amino acids. The record is from RefSeq and is a predicted model, not a curated record.